AGGUGAGCCUUUAGAGAUAUUCACUGCAGAAAAUACUCUGCUUUUCGUUGAUAUCCGCUAGCUAUAUAUAAUCCCACGUCUCUCUUUAGUAUCUACUUCAUCUCCAAGCCUAACCUCCUUCACAGAGGUCAAGACCUUUCUCCCUCUAGAUUCCAAAAUGGUGAGCGCUGAAGUUGCACGUAAUAUCGUCGGCAUUAUCGGGAACGUUAUCUCCUUCGGUCUCUUUCUCUCGCCAGUUCCAACGUUCUAUCGCAUAUGGAAGAGGAAAGAUGUGGAGGAAUUCCAGUAUAUUCCUUAUCUUGUUACGGUGAUGAAUUGCUUGUUUUGGGUCUUUUACGGUCUGCCCAUUGUUAAACCUGACAGCAUCCUCGUCGUCACCAUCAACGGUAUUGGCCUUGUAAUGGAGUUGAUCUAUUUAGCCAUUUUCUGCUUAUAUGACAAAGGGAAGAAAGGAAGGGUACAAGUUGCUAGUUGGCUUGCAGUAGAAGUAGUUUUUCUGGCAGGCUUAGUCCUUGCCACCUUGCUGGGGUUCCACACUCAUGCCAAAAGAACCCUUUUCGUCGGAAUUUUCUGUGAUGUCUUCAAUGUUAUGAUGUAUACUUCACCACUUGCUAUCAUGAAAAAAGUUAUUACCACGAAGAGUGUUGAAUUUAUGCCUCUCUCUCUCUCUUUGGCUAACUUUGCAAAUGGCUGCAUCUGGACAGCUUAUGCCCUUAUCAAAUUUGAUCUCUUUAUUCUGAUUAGCAAUGGCCUUGGAGCACUGUCAGGGGCAGUACAGCUCAUUCUUUAUGCUCGUUACUAUAGUACAACUCCUAAACGAUCCAAAGAUAAAGCAGAUGUAGUGAAGGCAUCUGAGAUUCAGCUCUCUGGUUCUAAUGCAGAGUGUAGGGCUUGAAAUAGUUGCAGGUCCUUUUUGGAUAUUUUUUCCCCUCAUUUGUGCUGCUUUCCCGUUAGUUUUAUAAGGUAGUAGAACUGUAGAAAUUCAGCAGUUUUAAGCUCUUGAUAAGAAGUAGGUUUGGCUGUGAAGGAUAAGCCUCUGACACUGCAGCAAUUUUCCUUUGAAAUUGUGCAAAUUGAAGACUUUGGAAAUAGUAAGUUCUGAAUCUUUGA
This is a messenger RNA of Manihot esculenta (cassava), 1110 nucleotides long. Its product is annotated as bidirectional sugar transporter SWEET6a. NCBI's taxonomy places the organism in Eukaryota, Viridiplantae, Streptophyta, Magnoliopsida, Malpighiales, Euphorbiaceae. Gene Ontology annotation, molecular function: sugar transmembrane transporter activity. Bases 158 to 895 code for a protein of 245 amino acids. Gene Ontology annotation, cellular component: membrane. Gene Ontology annotation, biological process: carbohydrate transport. The transcript is spliced from 6 exons. The record is from RefSeq and is a predicted model, not a curated record.